UUUUUUUUUGAAAAUUCAAAAUUAUUCAAAUUUAAGAAAUGACUGAACCAUGUUGUACCUCUGAAUCGCAUGGCAAUCUGAAAGGUACAAUCCCUGACUAACACGACACCCUGAAAAUCAUAGAUAAAAAAAAAAAAGCCAUAAUUUGUUUUUCUGUUGUCUUUCUUCUAAUAAAAACCCUAUUUUCAACUCUCUUUCUCUCUCCAUUUAGUUAACCUCUUAAGACUUGUUGGACCAGCGGUCUUUUACUCUUCUUCAAAUCGUUGAAAUCUACAAAAAUACAGAGAUCCAUAUGCUAUAAUCAGUUUGAAGGGAUUUUGUGUAGCUGAGAAAUAGGGGAGUAAAGAUGGUGAAGAUGACAAUGAUUGCUCGUGUUACCGAUGGUCUUCCUCUGGCAGAGGGACUAGAUGAUGGUCAUCAUUUGAUAGAUGCUGAAAUGUACAAACAGCAAGUUAAGGCUUUGUUUAAGAAUCUCUCCAAGGGCCAUAACGAGGCUUCAAGGAUGUCUAUUGAAACUGGCCCUUUCGUAUUUCACUAUAUCAUUGAAGGACGUGUUUGUUACUUGACAAUGUGUGACCGUGCUUAUCCUAAGAAACUUGCCUUUCAAUAUCUGGAAGACCUCAGGAAUGAAUUUGAGCGUGUUAAUGGAGCUCAAAUUGAAACAGCUGCCAGGCCUUAUGCCUUUAUUAAAUUUGAUACAUUCAUACAGAAAACAAAAAAAUUGUACCAGGACACCCGUACUCAACGGAAUAUUGCAAAGUUGAAUGAUGAACUCUAUGAAGUUCACCAAAUAAUGACUCGCAACGUACAAGAAGUUCUUGGUGUUGGUGAAAAGUUGGACCAGGUCAGUCAAAUGUCCAGCCGUUUGACAUCUGAAUCUCGCAUAUAUGCUGACAAGGCAAGAGAUUUAAAUCGACAGGCUUUAAUUCGGAAGUGGGCUCCUGUUGUCAUUGUGUUAGGAGUUGUCUUCCUCCUCUUCUGGGUGAAAGCAAAGUUAUGGUGAUUCAACUGUGCUUCUUAUUUUUAAGAAUUCAUCAUGGAAUUUCUUGGGUUUCUCUUUGUUGCUGUGGGUAAUUUGUUGUCCACACCUGGAGACCAAACAUUGGAGUGAAUUCUGGUUUUUGUUAAUCACACAAUUCGCUGAAGCAUAGCUACAAAUUUGCAAUGGGGAAUUGUGAAAGAGGGACCCUACCUUAUGAGCAUAUGAUCAAGACAAAACUAUUCUUUCUAUAUGUAAAAGACAGAAUACAAUAGCAAAAAUCGUAAACUGCUUAAAAGCUUCUUGUGGUAAUUAUUCUAACUACUAUCACAUUGUUGCCAUUUUCCUUUGGACUUACUAGUGUUAUUUAAUUUUAAUCUAUGGCGCAUCAUGAUCAUGGGGCAAUAUCUAUGAAGAAGAUCUAGUUAGAUAUAUCAAAUUAGUUUUACACUAUGACAUAGCCAUGUU
Messenger RNA from Durio zibethinus, 1447 nucleotides. RefSeq names its product 25.3 kDa vesicle transport protein SEC22-1-like. The record is from RefSeq and is a predicted model, not a curated record. Gene Ontology annotation, molecular function: SNAP receptor activity. Gene Ontology annotation, biological process: endoplasmic reticulum to Golgi vesicle-mediated transport; retrograde vesicle-mediated transport, Golgi to endoplasmic reticulum. Lineage: Eukaryota; Viridiplantae; Streptophyta; Magnoliopsida; Malvales; Malvaceae.